AUGCAAUUAUUAUUUAUAUAUACGAUUCUAUUAUUAUGGUUUAUACAUAUUACUCAACAAAUAACUAUUAAUCGUAGAUUCUAUCCACAACAAAUACAAUUUUCAUCUAUACCUGAACAAUUUAUUGAAGAAACUGAAAGUGUACAAGAUAUAAAAGAAGGUGAACACGAAACAACACAUCGGUCUAAACGUUUAAUAGAUAAUCAACAAUUAUCAACAACAUAUCGUAAUCCAUUUGCAUCAUUAUUAAAACGUAAACGUCAUUCUAAAUCAACUGAUUCACGUUUAUCUAUAAGAAAAGAUUUUAUCAAUAAUAAUGAUUCAAAAUGUGGUCUAAUGUGUCAUUUAUUAUGUCGUCCCGGUUGUUCUAAAAUUUGUUAUUCAUCUUGUACUUAA
This is a messenger RNA of Schistosoma bovis, 396 nucleotides long. NCBI's taxonomy places the organism in Eukaryota, Metazoa, Platyhelminthes, Trematoda, Strigeidida, Schistosomatidae. The record is from the annotation of a GenBank genome assembly.